Molecule: messenger RNA, 2325 nt
Organism: Ceraceosorus guamensis
Lineage: Eukaryota; Fungi; Basidiomycota; Exobasidiomycetes; Ceraceosorales; Ceraceosoraceae
Product: kynureninase
Exons: 5
Coding region: 333-2090 (585 amino acids)
Biological process (GO): NAD+ biosynthetic process
Cellular component (GO): cytoplasm
Molecular function (GO): kynureninase activity; pyridoxal phosphate binding
Source: RefSeq, a predicted model, not a curated record
CGACUCCGAACUUGAUCAGCCCUCGGAUUCCUGGUCCGCUUCUCGAUCGCGAGGCAGUAUGCACGCAGCAUGCACGAAUAGCACCGAGACUGGUAGGAUAAUUGCCGAGGAGCGAAAGUUGGCGGCAACCGCAUGAUCAAGUCACCUCACCUACACACCUCUCGAUCCAAGCAGCGCCUGGUCGCCUCGUGACGCAAACUCCCACUGAAGCAGCACACUCACGACUGAGCCCCAGACCCAGGCGCUCGCCGCGUCAGCUGCACUGUACUACACCUUCUUUGGCAUCGCAUCAUCCACUCACCUCUGACCUCGGCUCUUGCUGGACCGUCGCGAUGGCGUCCACUUCCGACACGCAGAAUGAUCUCCGCUUUGACAAGGAACUGUUCAAGAAGGAGUUGCAACGAUUGGUGGACGAUCAUUCCCUUGACAACUUGUUUGAUGCUCGAGUAGCUCAAUUGUUGGAUGAGGGUCAGGGCGAAGGUGAAGCGGACUGGAGGUCUAUGCGAGCCGAGUAUCGCCUGCCCACGCUCAAGCACGCCGGUGUGCCAGGCGGCAGCGAUGAGCCAGCCAUAUACCUUUGCGGCAACUCUCUGGGACCGAUGACAAAGAGGACCGAGCUGUACGUACAGCAAGAACUCGAUGCCUGGGGUCAAAAGGCCGUCUUGGGUCACUGGGAUCAUCCGCAUGGCCGACCUUGGACAAAGUGCGAGGAGCGGAUAGGCAGAAUCAUGAGUGACAUGGUUGGCGCCAAGCCAUCGGAAGUCAUCGUCAUGUCCACCUUGACCGCCAACUUACACAGUAUGCUGGCCACUUUCUACCGACCUGGCAAGCAGCUGCCGCAGAGUGGCUGGAGUGCGCAAGCAUCGCCCAGUGUGCGCGCGAACUACAAGCGCCGCACCAAGAUCCUUUACGAAGCCAAGGCUUUUCCGUCGGAUCAGUACGCUUUGGCUAGCGCAGUCGCUUUGGCUGGAGAGGAUCCCAAGGCAGCCCUCGUGCCUUUGCAUGCGCCCGUGGGUAGCGACACCAUAAGCACGGAGGACAUCCUGCAAGCACUAGAAGUGCAUGGCGACGAAGUGUCCAUGAUCAUGCUUGGCGGGUUGCAGUACAUAACUGGACAGCUCUUUGAUCUGCCUCGCAUCACUCGACGAGCUCACGAGUUGGGCAUACUUGCAGGAUUUGACCUCGCGCACGCCUUUGCCAACGUCCCUCUUGCAUUGCACGACUGGGAGGUCGAUUUCGCAGUCUGGUGCACGUACAAGUAUGGGUCUUCUGGACCUGGUGGCAUUGCCGGCGCUUUUGUACAUGAGAGGUGGGGCGACAUUGGUAUGCGAACCCACCUUGAUCGGCCCGACGCGUACGAAGGAGCCGAGGGCUUACUUAGACCGGCUGGCUGGUGGGGACAUGAAAAGAGCACCCGCUUCAGCAUGCCAAACUCUUUCCGCUCGAUGAAGGGAGCAGCGGGUUGGCAGCUAUCAAACCCUUCUGCACUAGAUGCUGCGGCUUUGCUAGGCUCUCUAGAGACGCUGGCUCAGGUGGUCAAGGGUCAAGAUGUGGGAGCAAUAGAGUGGGCAAACAAGAUCGAGUCUAUUGAAGGCACUACUGCCAUCGGCAGUGGUCAAAUCAUGCCACGUCUCAGACCUAGGUCAGCGAGACUGACCGCCUACCUUGAGCUGCUACUGCUGGAACAUUUCAUCCCAAAGCAAACGCAAGUGCGGAUCAUCACCCCUGCAGACCCGAGCCAACGCGGCUCGAUGUUGAGUCUGCGUGUUCCGGACGUCACAAGGGCCGAUCCCAAGUUUGCAGCGUUGGAAACGGCUCAGGCACAGCUGGGACAGUCGCAAUCACUUGCUGCCAAGGGCGAACACACCGCUCCAACGGCAGCUGAUCGAGUGGCCGAGCCCACGUCUGCGCAGACCUUGGUCAGCAGAGCGCACAAGAGGGCAGAAAGGACGAGCGGGUUGAUAGCUGAUGUGAGAAGUCCGGAUAUCGUAAGGCUCGCUCCCCUUGCGCAGUACUCCACUUUCGCCGAUGUGUGGAAAGCUGCCGAGGCGUUUGGCCAAGCUCUGCGCAUCGAGUUGGGUCUCGAUUGAGCGUGUUGUGGCACGCACAGCCAAGCACUUGUCGAGCGGCUUCAGAUACAGUCAUUGUUCAUCAUGGUCCUCCUUUUUACGAUUUGCAGACACGUCGCAAGCGAAUCACAGCAUGUCUCGUUCCUGGCUCCACGCCCCCUUUCGCGAUCGCACCAGUCACGCAGAAUCUAGAUCUCUCAAAAGCACCUGUGUGCAUACCUGUCUAUUUGCGGGCGUGAGGGUACAAUGUCAUCGG